CUGGGUGCAGGCAGAGCUGCGCAGGCAGGGCGGGCAGGGCUGCCCUGAGGCCGUGCCCGGGGGGAUAGGCAGAGGGAGCAACGGGCUCGGUCCAGCUCGGUGCACCUACGCCCGAGGAAGGAGGGGUGCUCCCAGCACAGCCCGGUGCCGGGAUGCAGACGCGCCUGCUCAGGGUGGUGGGCUGGAGCUCGGCAGCUGUGCUGGGAGUGCUGGGGGUGGCCGUCUUCCUCCUGGUCCUGACCCUGGCGAAGGAUGCUGCCCUUCCUACGAGGAACAGAUACGGUCUGGUGUUUGACGCUGGCUCUACACACACGGCUCUCUACAUCUACCGGUGGCCCACAGACAAGGAGAACGGCACUGGCAUCGUCUCCCAGGUGGAGGCCUGCACUGUAUCUGGACCUGGCAUCUCCAGCUACGCAGACAACCCUGCUGGGGCUGGAGCCAGCCUGAAGCCCUGCCUGGACAAGGCCAUGAAGAUCAUCCCGGCAGAGCAGCAGCGGGAGACCCCCACCUACCUGGGGGCCACAGCGGGCAUGCGGCUGCUGAGGGAGCAGAACAGCACCAAGGCCGAGCAGGUCUUCGCCGAGGUUGCCAAGGCCAUUGGCGAGUACCCUGUGGACUUCCGCGGAGCUCAGAUCCUCACGGGGAACGAGGAGGGCUCCUUCGGCUGGAUCACCGUCAACUACCUGCUGGAGACGCUCGUCAAGUGCUCCUUCACAGGCGAGUGGAUCCACCCGCCGGCAGAAGAUGUGGUCGGAGCUCUGGACCUCGGUGGGGCUUCAACCCAGAUCACAUUCCUUCCUGGGACCACCAUAGAUGACAGCAGCACAAGAGUCGUCCUCAGGCUGUACGGGACCAACUACUCCAUUUAUACCCACAGCUACCUCUGCUACGGGCAAAAUCAAGCCCUGAAGAUGCUUAUGGCAUCCUUACACCAGGGCAGCCCGUCUCCCCAGCAGAUGUCACACCCCUGCUACCCCAAGGGAUACCGGGAGAACAUCACCACGGCAGACCUCUACAACAGUCCCUGUGUCCGUGCACCAAGCACACCCAGCCCUGCACAGGUCCUCACGGUGACGGGGACAGGGGACCCAGCAGCAUGCAGCACUGCCAUCCAGAAACUCUUCAACUUCAGCUGCGGGGCCAACAGGACAUGCGGGUUCAAUGGGGUUUAUCAGCCGCCUGUGCGGGGACAGUUCUUCGCCUUUUCGGGGCUUUAUCACAACUUUCACUUUCUGAACCUGACUGGAGGGCAGUCCCUGACCUCGGUCAAUGCCACCAUUGGGCAGUUCUGCACCAGCAGCUGGGAGAAGACAGCAGCUGGAGGGAGCUGGGAGGAGCACAAAGAUCUCUGGACAGGGAGAGAGAUGGGAGAGCAGCCUGCAGCCUCCCAAGUCCUCCUUGCUCCCCAAGCGCAGGCAUUCCCAGGUCUUUGCUCCCAGCUGCACUGCAGGGCUCUUCCCUGCAGUGUGGGUGCACCAAGCACUGCUCUGUGCUGGCGGCCCUCCCCAGCAAUUCCACCUCUGCAGGUGCAGAAGGAGUUCCCCACCACGGACAGGACCCACCUCCGUGAUGCCUGCGCAGCCAGUUCCUACAUCCUCGGCCUUCUCCUGCAAGGCUACAAAUUCAACCACACGACAUGGCUUAACAUCCACUUCGUCCCGCAGGUUGCUAAUGUAGACAUGGGCUGGACUCUGGGCUACAUGCUCAAUCUCACCAACAUGAUUCCCUCAGAGACUCCCCAGAGAGUCGUAGGGCUCCAGAGAAGCAACUGGAUAGCAGCCACAAUUUUACUGGCUGUCAUGCUCAUCCUCAUCUUCUGCCUGCUCACAGUCAUAUGCUGCCAGAAAAAUUCCUCCGGUUAUGAGAGUCUCUAGCAGCACUGGCUCCAGAGGCCACUGAAGCCACUUAGCCCUGCUGGCACACUUGUGUGAGGAAUUACAGACCAUGUGUGCAGGAGCUGUGAACUUGUAAUUAGCAGCACCUGUGUCCUGGCCUGGUGAGCUGGAACCAGCACAGGCUUUAAAAAAUCCUCCCUGUA
Molecule: messenger RNA, 2041 nt
Organism: Aquila chrysaetos chrysaetos
Lineage: Eukaryota; Metazoa; Chordata; Aves; Accipitriformes; Accipitridae
Product: ectonucleoside triphosphate diphosphohydrolase 8-like
Exons: 10
Coding region: 153-1877 (574 amino acids)
Biological process (GO): nucleoside diphosphate catabolic process
Cellular component (GO): plasma membrane
Molecular function (GO): UDP phosphatase activity; GDP phosphatase activity
Source: RefSeq, a predicted model, not a curated record